Harmonia axyridis is the source of this 11704-nucleotide messenger RNA. It is a transcript of the gene Nipped-A, whose product is annotated as transcription-associated protein 1. Gene Ontology annotation, cellular component: nucleus; SAGA complex; NuA4 histone acetyltransferase complex. Gene Ontology annotation, biological process: DNA repair; regulation of DNA-templated transcription. Gene Ontology annotation, molecular function: protein binding; transcription coregulator activity. The transcript is spliced from 35 exons. Lineage: Eukaryota; Metazoa; Arthropoda; Insecta; Coleoptera; Coccinellidae. The record is from RefSeq and is a predicted model, not a curated record. Bases 208 to 11607 code for a protein of 3799 amino acids.
CAAUCAUUCAUAACUUCAAAUUUUUAAACAUAGGUUAUUAGAAACAAAAAUGUAAACAUUCAUUUAAUAUUUAAAAUGAUUAUGAAGAAAUUGAAAUAACAAACGGCAUUUCAAGCUAAAGCGUAUUAUUAAAUCUUUAUAAAGUGACCUAUUGUGAAGUUGGGUUCGUUCUGGUUCUUUUUACUCUGCCUUACAUUACCUGCAAAUAUGGCUGCUGUAGAUCAUGCAACUAUGCAGAUGAAUCAAUUUAGGAGCUAUGUGACUAUGCUUGCAGAUCCUAGUGCCAAGGAGGAUCUCAAAUUAAAGGCAGCACAGGAGAUUAGUGAGAAUUUUGAGAUCAUUCUAUCAUCCCCGCAUUAUGCAGCAUUUCUCGAACAUUCUGUCAAGAUAUUCCUCAAUCUUUUAGGUCAUGGGGAGUGCCUUUUCAUUGCAGAAUAUAACAUGCAGCAGGUUCGGAAAUUGAUUCUAGAGAUGUUAUAUAGGCUUCCAACUAAUGAUAGCCUCAGACCAUAUGUUAAAGGUAUAUUGUCUUAUUCAUUGAAAUUGCUGGAGGUUGACAAUGAAGUUAAUGUUUUAAUAUGUUUGAAGAUUAUAAUUGAAUUACAUAAAGUGUAUCGACCAGUUUUUAAUAGUGAGGAAAUUUUUUUACAGAUUCAACAUUUUCUUAAUUUCGUCAAAACUAUCUAUUCUGAAUUGCCUAGUCAUAUGAACCGGAUAUUUGAACCUAAAGCACCAAUUAAAGUUUCCGAUUUGAUGGAAUUGAACAACCUGGAUGAAUUAUUACAAAGUACCUUCACAAUGACAACAAUUCAAACGGAACAGCGAAAGGAAGAUGGAAGUUUUGUUGCAUAUUACUUGAUUCCAAGAUCAGUACUUUCUUUAAAAGUGCUUCAAGAAUUGCCAAUUAUUGUUGUAUUAAUGUAUCAGCUAUAUAAAAAGAAUGUCCAUCAAGAUGUUAGUGAUUUUAUUCCAUUGAUUAUGAGCACUAUUACUUUACAACCAACUUUGGAGCAAAGGGAAGCUGAGACUUUCAAUAAAGAAAUAUUCGUAGACUUCAUGGGUGCUCAGGUGAAAACGUUAUCAUUCUUAGCUUAUAUAAUUAAAAUUUAUCAAGAUGUUGUACAACAACAUUCACAACUGCUCGUUCAAGGGAUGCUUGGCCUUCUUACUUUGUGUCCAAUGGAGGUUGCUCACUUGAGAAGGGAGUUGUUGAUUGCUGCUAGACAUAUCUUAGCAACCGAUUUGAGGAAUAAGUUUGUUCCGUAUAUGGAAAAACUUUUUGACGAAGACAUACUACUGGGAAGAGGUUGGACUACCCAUGAAUCCCUGAGACCACUAGCGUAUUCUACCCUGGCUGAUUUAGUCCAUCAUGUGAGACAACAGUUGACAUUGCCAGAUUUGACUAGAGCGGUUCAUCUUUUUAGUAAGAAUGUGCAUGAUGACAGCCUGGCAGCUACUCUUUACAGCAUUCAAACAAUGUCUUGCAAAUUGUUACUCAACUUGGUGGAAUGUAUUCGUAUUCGAUCAGAAGCUGAAAACAAACCUGAGGGCCGGGAGCUACUGAUGAGGACAUUAGAGGUGUUUGUCUUGAAAUUUAAGACAGUCUCUAAAAUCCAGCUACCUAUUCUUGUAAACAAAUGCAAACAACAGUCUCAAAACAUAACUCACACUACCAUUCAACAAGGCGAUGUGAAAAUGGAACAAGAUCAAAAGCCUAGUGUAGAUAUUUUGGAUGCAUCCUUAUCUGGCUCCCAAGGAUCUCAGCCGAAAGAAGAAAGAUCGAAGUUUGGUUUUCCCCAAUUUAAUAACUUCAAUGUUUCUGAUUACCGAAGUUUGGUGAAAACCUUGGUCUGUGGGGUGAAAACAAUCACUUGGGGUUGUUCAAGUUUCAAGAUGCAAACUGGUCAGCCUUUAGCCUCUCCUAAAUGUUUUCAUCCUCACGAGACUUUGGUUUACGUCAGGCUCGUUAAAUGGGCUUUGAGAGCUUUAGAUGUUUACACAUUGCCCACUGGUCCUCAACCUGUUGGUGUUAUUCAAAGAAUCAAUCAACAGAAUAUGAGGACUAAAGAGGAGAAAGAAGUCCUUGAACACUUUAGUGGGGUGUUUUCAAUGAUGAAUUCUCAGACCUUCCACGAGAUAUUCUCAACCACUAUUGAAUAUCUCGUAGAACGUGUUUUCAAGAAUCCUACCCUUCAGACAAUACCAAAUACCUUAUUGGCCAAUCCACAAACUAGUCCCAUUUUCGCAACAGUUCUGGUGGAGUAUUUGCUCGAAAGAAUGGAAGAGAUGGGAUCAAAUUUGGAAAGGAGCAAUUUGUAUCUUAAAUUAUUUAAGUUAGUAUUUGGUAGUGUGUCUUUAUUUCCAACAGAGAAUGAAAACAUGCUUCGGCCCCAUCUACAUCAAAUUGUAAACAGAUCAAUGGAACUUGCUAUGAGUGCAAAAGAACCUUACAACUAUUUUCUAUUACUACGGGCACUUUUCCGUUCUAUUGGAGGCGGAAGUCAUGAUCUUUUAUAUCAAGAAUUUUUACCACUUUUGCCAAAUUUGCUUGAGGGUUUGAAUAGGCUACAAAGCGGUCUUCACAAACAACACAUGAAAGAUCUGUUUGUAGAACUCUGUCUAACUGUGCCAGUUAGGCUGAGUUCCUUACUUCCGUAUCUUCCUAUGCUAAUGGAUCCACUAGUGUCUGCAUUGAAUGGUUCACCAGUACUUGUCAGUCAGGGUUUAAGAACACUUGAACUUUGUGUAGACAACCUGCAACACGACUUUUUAUACGAACAUAUACAACCAGUAAGAGCAGAUUUAAUGCAAGCUCUAUGGAGAACUUUACGAAACAAUGAUUCAGUAGCUUUCAAAGUUUUAGGUAAAUUUGGUGGUGGCAAUAGAAAGAUGAUGAUUGAACCGCAAAAGUUGGAAUAUGUGUCAUCCGAUUUUGAUCCACCUGCUAUACUUGUACGUUUCAAUGAGUACCAACAAUCAACAGAAUUUCCAGUGCAAAAAGUUAUUGAAACUGCAUUUAACGCACUGAAACAAAGUAAUACCGACUCAUUCUAUAGAAAGCAAGCCUGGGAUGUUAUUAAUUGUUAUCUAAUGGCAUCUACUAAUCUUUCUGACGAUAGAAGAACAUUGAUAAACCUUUUCAUGCACCCUAGUUUCCAGGAUGCUAAUACUAUACCUCAUGUUAAGGGAUCUACAUAUAAGUCGAUCUAUAAACAAGCUAGGGAGACGCAUCAAACUGCUUUGACUGGAAUGUAUGUUGCCGCGGCUAUUAAAGAACUACGAGAAAGAGUUGUUCCGGCUAUGGUGUCCAUUGUGCGUCACUACACAAUGGUGGCUGUUGCGCAACAAUCAGGAAUGUUUGCUUAUGCCCCUAAGCCCAAUGAGCAGGUGGCAUUAGAUCCAUUGGUGCUCAUCGAUGCUCUAGCAGUGAUAAUGGGUCAUGAAGAGAAAGAACUAUGCAAACCAGGACAUGUUGGCAUGGUUCUUAUUGUGGAUACGGCAUCCACACUCUUGGGAAGCAAAGAAAUGGCUUGUAAGCUGCCAAUGAUAGAAUACAUGGCUGAAAAAAUGUGUUCUUUGUGCUACGAAAGAGCUUGGUAUGCAAAAUUAGGAGGAUGUAUUGCAAUUAAGUUCAUGUUUGAAAGUUGUGCUUUAAAAUGGGUUUAUGAACAUAUGUUCACUUUUCUCAAGGCCCUACUCUUUGUGAUGAUGGAUCUCACAGGAGAAGUUUCAAGUGGAGCUUUGGAUAUGGCUAAAACUAACCUUGAAAAAAUGCUUAUAGUAUGUGUAACUCCACCUCCUCCAAGUUCUGAUCAACAGACUAAAGAAUUACAGCGCAAAGCGUUAUAUGAUAUAACUCAUGAGCUUGUUAGGCAAGUAACUAGUACCUACGCGUUGGUCAGGGAACAAGCUAUGCGAUCCUUGAGAUUGCUAGCGGAAAAACAGAACAAAUCAGUGACAGAAGUCAUGGAACCGUUUAAGGAUGUUCUAGCAGAUAUGGUUCCUCCAAAAAAACAUUUAUUGAGACACCAACCAGCCAUAGCCCAAAUGGGACUGAUGGAUGGCAACUAUUUCUGUAAUACAUUGAAUCCAAGACUGUUCACCAUUAAUAUGAAGAUAAAAGAGCAUAAUCUUUUUAUUAGUGACCUUCUCUCGAUCUGUAAUACUGAAGAUACAAAAUUAAACAGUUAUUCCUGUUAUAAGUCUAUGACUAAUUUUAUUCCCCUGAGAAGGAGUGCUUUGAAGGUUUUGGCCUCAUGCUACUAUCUGGAAGAAGUAAGAGAACAAAUAUUUCAAGUUUUAUAUAGAGCUCUAGAAAAGCCUAAUGCAGAAUUACAGGAAACAGCUUUUGAAUGUAUGAAACAAUUCAUAGCUGGAUACCCUGUUGAGAAGGAAUUAGUUCACCCAACAGUGAGACCAUUACUUAUGACACUCGGAGAUGUAAAGAACUUAACUCUAAAUGGAGUAAAGAUGCUGUCUUAUCUGACUCAACUUUUUCCGCUAGUAUUCAAUGAAAAACUUUGUGAACAACUUUCUGAGAUCUUGAAACAAUUGCUGGAUAACCUCAUCAAUAAUCAUAAAAACUCAAAUGGGGUUUCUAAAAAAGGCGAAGAAGAACAGAAGAUCUCUACCAUCAUCAGUAUAUUCCAUCAGACACCAGCAGCGUCUUCUAAAUUCAUUACACUGCUAGUAACACUGAUUCUUCAGACAGAAAAGGCUAUGACAAUUGAGGCUAGCUCCCCAUUUAGAGAGGUAUUGAUGAAAUUUCUGUUACGUUAUCCUUCUGAAACUUUGGAGAUGUUGAUGAGUGAUGCUUAUGUGCAGGAUAGGCAAUACUGCAGGUACCUCAACUUCCUCAUAAAGCACAAGGAUGGCAAGCCCUUUCGUGAUUAUAUACAGAAUCAUCUAGUGAACAGGCUGAUAGUAAUGGCUUCUUUUUGGAUAAACCAAAAUGACCGCCUUUCUCUGCAGUUCCAGUCAAUAAGGAUAGUUUCACUCUUGAUCAAAUACGAUGAUCAGUGGCUUGCCACACAACAGAAACUGGUUGAUGCCAUUAAACAGAUCUGGUGUGAUGAUUCGUACCAGGAAAGGCAUCAGAAUAUAAGAGAUGUUGAUAUGUAUUAUUGGAAAGAACCAAAGCUGUUGGUUAAAAUACUGCUACAUUAUUUCUGUCAUUAUCCCAAUGAUAUUGACCUUCUCUUCCAAUUGUUGAGAGCUACAUGUCACAGAUUCAUUGCAAAUUUCCAAUUUUUGAGAGACUUCCUGGAAAAUACUGUAGCUCAAAAUUACACUGUGGAAUGGAAGAGAUCAGCAUUCUUCAGGUUUGUGGAAAUAUUUCCACAAAGAACUAUGUCUCAUGAGUUGAAGGCUAAGGUUUUGCAACUUAUUCUAAUACCAUGUUUUGCAGUUUGUUUUGAAAGAGGAGAAACAAAUAAGUUGAUAGGAAGCCCACCAAUGCCUUAUCAAGAUAACCCUGACAAUGUAGUGUCAGUAUUCAUCAACAAGCUAAUCGAUCCAGAUAACCCUUACCCAUCAGCGGAUUGUGUUCGUAUAUCGCUUCUGCAAUUCUCUUGCUUAUUAUUUGAACAGGCCAGUUCUCACUUUCAUGAUCCAGAGUCGAACAGUAAGACCCAGGGCUAUAAGCUACGUCGGCUGAUGACUUUCGCUUGGCCCUGCCUUCUUGUCGAGAACUGUGUUGAUCCGGCUACCAGAUAUCAUGGGCACUUACUACUUUCCCACAUAAUUUAUAAAUAUAAGAAGAUCCACAAGAAGAUCGUUCUCCAAGUAUUUCACAGUUUAUUGAAGGCUCAUGCUGUUGAAGCCAGGAGUGUUGUAAGGCAAGCAUUAGAUAUAUUGACUCCAUCGGUUCCUUUGAGGAUUGAAGAAGGUAGUACAAUGUUAAUAUAUUGGACCAAAAAGAUUAUUGUUGAUGAAGGUCAUUCCAUGCAACAGCUUUUCCAUAUUCUACAAUUGGUCGUAAAGCACAGCAAGGUUUACUACCCUUUAAGACACCAUAUUGUACAAUACAUGGUGAAUUCUAUUCAGAGGUUAGGGUUUAGUCCUACUGCCACCUUGGAACACAGGAAAUUAGCAGUGGAGUUAGCCGAAGUGAUUAUCAAAUGGGAAUUAUAUGGUAUCAAAGAAGAAGAAAUGAAAGAAAUAAAUGAAAGUAAUCAAGUGAAACGUACACUUUACGACGAUUCUGACCGAAAGAAGCUUGCAAUAUCUCAACCAUCUACUUCGUCAGGAGCUUCUCAAAUGUCUAAACCUGACAUGGCUAGCAAACCAAUCGACAAAGUUCACGUUGAAUCUGUGCUCAAUUUCUUAGUCCGACUACCCUGUACAGUUUUUGAUCAACCCCCACCUCCAACCUCUCCAUUAGGUAGCACCCCCUUGGAAUUGCUGACCCGUAGGUGUAUUCUGCUCUUGAAGACUUCUGUGAAGCCUGACCUGUGGCCUCAAACUUUUCACAUAAAAUUGGCGUAUUUAGACGAGGUCCUGUUCAAUAUAGAUGUACCAAACCCAAUCUGGCCAAAUAUCCUAAACACAUUGGAAGUUGUAACCUUCUUCCUGAGUGUUCUGAAGAGAGAACAAAUAUUAACUGAGUACAAGGGUCUUCAAAGAGGCAUAAGCGCGUGUAUAUCAUCAACGAAUUCCAAGGUCAUUAAAUUGAUACAUGCUCUUUUAACGAAGUUGAUGUCUAUAUUCCCCACGGAAAGAACCAAUUCAACUGUAUCUUGCAAGUACGAGGAAUUGGAUGUCUUGUAUACUACAGUUGGAAAAGUUAUCUAUGAAGGUCUCAACAAUUACGAGAAGAACGCCCAAGCAAACCCUUCUACCUUAUUCGGUACCAUCAUGAUGUUGAAAGCAGCCUGCACAAGCAACCAUUCUUACAUUGACCUUCUAAUAACACCUUUCAUGAGGGUGCUACACCGCUUGGCGAAGGAGCAUCUGCAGCCAACCUCAUCUGACUACUCAACUAUGACCAGUGAGCUAUUGAUCCUCAGUCUUGAUCUGGUAAAGACCAGAGUGGUCGUUAUGGGAGUUGAAAUGCGGAAGACCUUCAUCGGCAACAUCCUUGUGGGCUUGAUAGAGAAGACACAAGACGUUAAAGUCAUAAAAGCUAUCAUCAAGAUGUUGGAGGAAUGGAUGAAAUGUAAGAGCUACGUCACGCUGAACCAGGCUCCGAGUUUGAGGGAGAAGUCGAUCUUACUCGUAAAAAUGAUGCAGUACGUCGAGAAGCGCUUUUCCGACGACGUUGACAUAAUGGCCCAGUUCCUCGACCUUAUACUCUUCGUCUACACAGACUCAGCCCUGAAGCAAACAGAGCUAACCACUAAGCUGGAACCGGCCUUUCUGGCGGGACUGAGGAGCACGCAGCCGCAAAUUCGCGCCAAGUUCUUCAAGGUAUUCGACGAAUCGAUGAAGAGGCGGCUAUAUGACAGGCUUCUUUACAUAGUGUGUUCACAAAACUGGGAUGCCAUAGGUCCUCAUUAUUGGAUUAAGCAGUGCAUCGAAUUGCUGAUGGUGACGGUGGCUGCCGAUACGCAAAUACAGAUGUCGCACGAAAGCAGCAUUUUGCCGAAUAUAACAUCCGCCAUCUACUCAGCCAACGCACAGAAGAAAGAGGAAUUCAUUAGAACCCAGCCUGACAAUUUGAACCUAGGCACCAUGAUGGAGAUCAACGAAGAGAUACUAGAAGUUGACUUAAACAACGUGGAGGGCACCCAGGUCGAGGAAAAACCCAUAAACAGGGCUGAGACUGUGUCGAAGAUGAUCAAGAAACAUUUCGAAUUCAUAGAAGUGGGGAGGAACAUCACAACAGAACAAUUCUUGUUGGCCGCUACACAAUUGUGCCACCUAGACACUAAUCUUGCGGAACAGGUGUGGUUGAAUUUUUUUCCGAAACUUUGGAAGAUACUUCAAGACGAUCAAAGAUACCAACUAGGGCGUGAAACGCUGGCCUUCAUCAUUUCCGGGAUCCAUAUUAUACAGAAGGAUUGCCAACCGAACGCAGUGAAUACUUUUGUGGAAGCGUUAUGCAGAUGCAUACCUUCAGUUCAGAUGCAACCAGCAGCGAUGAGGUAUCUAGGCAAAUCAUACAAUCUUUGGCACAGGAUGACCCUGGGACUUGAGCAGAUGGCAUUCGACCCAUCUUCGGUUAAGAAAAAUUCCAAUCCGGUCAGCUGCUACGAGUUCGAAACGGAGGCUGGCAAGAGCGAAUUGCUGGAUUCUCUCGGAGAUCUUUAUCACCUAUUGUGCGAGGAGGAUCUAUGGGCGGGCCUUUGGCAAAAACAUGCUCAUUACAAAGAGACAAGCGUCGCAAUCGCGUACGAGCAACACGGCUUCUUCGAACAGGCCCAAGCCGCUUACGAGGCGGCCAUGGUCAAGCAUAAGCAAGACGCCGCUACCGGUCCCACUCCCACCUACACCCAGAGGGAGAUACUCAUGUGGAACGAGCACUGGGUUCGCUGUAUGAAGGAACAGAACCAAUGGGAAGCGUUGAAGGAAUACGCGAAGAACGGAGUGUACGAUCCUUUUCUGCUGUUGGAAAGCGCCUGGAGGAUACCGCAGUGGGAUGUCGUCAAAGACGUAUUGACGCACGUCGAGUACCAGUGUCCCAAGGAGCUGGCAUGGAAGAUGACCAUGUAUGGUGGUUAUUUGCUGAUCUGUCAGCCAGAAGAGAGUAAGCCGCUUAAAUUCGUGGAGAGAUACGUGGAGAAUGCUACAGCUCUUUGUCUAAAUGAGUGGAAGAGGUUGCCGCAUAUUGUCAGUCAUAUACAUUUGAAUUAUUUACAGGCCGCUCAACAAAUAAUGGAGCUCCAAGAAGCCUAUCAAAUACAUAAAGGUUUAUCACAAGCCCAUCAAAACUCCUUGCAUGAUAUGAAAGCAAUAGUAAAGACAUGGCGGAAUAGAUUACCAGUAAUUGCUGAUGAUCUUUCACAUUGGAACGACAUUAUAACCUGGCGACAGCAUCAUUAUCAGGCAAUUGUGAAUCAUUACGAAACAGCAAGAGAUACAGGAAAUGCCAAUUCAAUGUUGGGAGUACAUGCAUCAGCUCAGGCCAUCAUCCAUUUCGGAAAGAUAGCAAGGAAACACAAAAUGCCUGCCGUUUGUCUCGAAACUCUCAACAAGAUAUACACUAUUCCAAGUGUACCUAUCAUCGAUUGUUACCAGAAAAUUCGACAAGAGGUCAAAAGCUAUCUCCAGAUAGCAUCUCUGAAAGACAAAACAGAGUUUCAAGAAAUUCUUCCUUUGGGUCUUGAGGUGAUCAACAACACCAACAUACAGUUCUUCGCCAAAGAGAUGACAGCGGAGUUUUAUGCCCUCAAAGGCAUAUUGUACCACCUGAUGAACAAAUCCGACGACGCCAACAAAUGCUUCUCGGCAGCGAUCCAGCUGCACGACACAUCUAUCAAGGCUUGGGCUUAUUACGGAGAUUACCUGGAAGCCAUCUUUACCAGGGAUCAGAGGCAGAUCAGUCUGGGUGUGAACGCCAUGAUCUGCUUCCUUCACGCCUGCAGACAUCAGAACGAGGCCAAAUCAAGGAAGUAUAUGGCCAAAAUUCUUUGGUUGCUCAGCUACGACGACAAGAACUCGAGUCUUAUGGAAGCGUUGGACAAGUAUUCAGUUGGCGUACUGCCCAUCCUGUGGUUGCCUUGGACACCCCAACUCCUUAAUUGCCUUGUACAAUAUGAAGGUCACGUAAUAUUGAACAUAUUAUGCCAGGUAGGCAGGAUGUUCCCUCAGGCGGUCUACUUCCCUAUCCGUAUCUUAUACCUCACGCUUCGGCGAGCUACAGCUAGGGAAACGAGCGUCCAACAGCACAACCAGGAUCCCCAACCCUCGUCGGAUCAGGGCGGGACUUCACAGGAACAAACCGCCACCAGCAACGAAGCCUCAUCAAUAAAGGCCACACCGGCAAUGAUACGGUGCUCAAAAAUAAUGAAAAUGCAAAAAGACUUCUAUCCUAUCGUUCUGCUAAGCUUGGAGGGUAUCGCGGACCAGAUGGAAUGGUUCCGAGAGAACUGGUAUGAAGAGGUUCUUAGACAGUUGAGACAGGGACUCGCGAAAUGCUACGCCAUCGCGUUCGAGAAUAGGGACAGCGUGGGCGAUGCAAAGAUAACGCCGCACAUCUUGAACUUCGUCCGGAAAUUGGUGUCUACCUUCGGCAUAGGAGUGGAGAACAUAUCUAGUUCAGUGAACGUCACCUUCCACUCGGCAGCCUCGGAAAGCUUAGCGAGGCGAGCGGAGGCCACUUAUCAAGAUCCUGUGUUCAAAGAGAUGAAACAAGAGUUCACAAAGGACUUUGACUUCUCUCAACCGAACAGCAUGAGGUUGCACAACUUGAUAUUCAAGCUGAAGAAGUGGAUCAAGAUCCUGGACAAUAGAUCGAAGAUGUUGCUUCAAUCAUUUUUGAUGGAAGACAAGUGCCGUUUCCUGUCAAUCUUCUCACUUAAGACGGCAGAAGUUGAAUUGCCGGGCGAGUUCCUACUACCCAAGCAUAACCAUUAUUUUGUGAGGAUCACCAGAUUUAUGCCUCGAGUGGACGUUGUUCAGAAACAUAAUUGCUCGGCUAGAAGAUUAUACAUUAGAGGACACAACGGCAAAAUCUAUCCUUACCUAGUGGUAAAUGAUUCUGGUUUGGCAGAUGCGAGAAGGGAGGAGCGUGUUCUCCAAUUGUUGAGAAUGAUGAACAACUGCUUAGGCAAGCAAAAAGAGACUUCAAGAAGAUUUUUGAACUUUACUGUACCACGUGUGGUGGCGGUUUCCCAACAGAUACGUCUUGUUGAAGACAACCCCAGUUCAGUGUCUUUGCUAGAUAUUUACAAAUCCGGCUGUGUGAAAUUAGGAAUAGACUAUGAUAAACCUAUAAAUUAUUAUUAUGAAAGACUUGCAAAUGUGCAAAGCAGGGGUAUCAAAGCCAGUCAUCAGGUUUACAGGGACAUAUUGAAAGGUGUGCAAAGUACAAUGGUUCCUAGGAAUUUGUUGAAGCAAUGGGCCCUUAGAACUUUUCCUUCGGCCACUGAUUAUUGGCAGUUCAGGAAAAUGUUUACUUUGCAAUUGGCACUUGCCUGUUUCGCAGAAUACGUGUUUCAUUUAACCAGGUUGAAUCCAGAUAUGAUGUAUCUGCACCAAGAUUCUGGACUCAUGAAUAUAGCAUACUUUAAGUUCGAUGUUGACGAUAGUACAGGAGAAUUGGAUACCACGAGACCAGUACCUUUCAGACUGACGCCUAAUAUUAUUGAAUAUUUAAAUCCAGUCGGUAUAAGCGGACCUUUAACUGCAUCUAUGAUAGCAACUGCAAGAUGUUUUGUUUAUCCAAACUUCAAGGUUCUCGCAAUAUUGAAACCAAUCCUUAAAGACGAAAUGAUUCUUUCACGAAUGAAGAAAUCGGAGGAAUCCCCAUUGAACAACAGGGAAAAAAUAGCAGAUGGCGAGCAAGUUAUAAAUAUGGUCAAUAGAGCAGUGUCAUCAAUAUCUAAUAGACUUAAUACUUUGUCCCACUUUGAGGGUGUGGAUAGCAGAUUGGCCACACUGGUAGCGGCAGCAAGUAGUCAUGAUAACCUAUGCCGUAUGGAUCCUGCUUGGCAUCCUUGGUUGUAAAAUGAUCUGGAUUCAAUUUUUUUUUUUAUUUAGGUUUGUGAACAUACUUAAUUUAAUUUUUUUUUGUUUCUUUUUAUAAUUAUAACAUGAAAUAAGA